Molecule: messenger RNA, 2960 nt
Organism: Chelonia mydas (Green sea turtle)
Lineage: Eukaryota; Metazoa; Chordata; Testudines; Cheloniidae
Gene: RFT1
Product: RFT1 homolog
Exons: 13
Coding region: 367-1986 (539 amino acids)
Biological process (GO): glycolipid translocation; dolichol-linked oligosaccharide biosynthetic process
Cellular component (GO): endoplasmic reticulum membrane
Source: RefSeq, a predicted model, not a curated record
CGUGUCCCCUUAAAGGGCGGGCCUGUGUGUGUGUGUGUGGAGGCGGGGGAGAUGUCUCCUUGUCAGGGUUUGGGCUGGAACGAGGACGUGGCUCGGCGCCUCGCCUUGCCCCCGCCUUGCGUUGGGGUGGGGGAGGCCUGAGGAAGCGGCCUCGCGGCCAGAGCCCCACGCUCCGCCCCGGCUGACGGGAUCGAUGCGCGACAAUUCGGCAGUGCCAUGACUUCCUGCUUCUCGGCCGGGGAGACCGACGCCGGGCUGGGAGCGGGAUGGAGCCGCAGCGGAGGCUGAGAGCGGCUCCCACGCGUGGCAGCCGGGGGUCCGGGUGCUGAGCCUUCGUCUCCCCCUGGUGCGUCGGGGGCGCGAGCCAUGGGCUCCCAGGACGUGCUGAGCGAGACCACCCGGCUGGCCUCCUCCAGCGCCUUGCUGCAGAUAUUGUUUCGGGUGAUUACUUUUGGCUUAAAUGCAUUUACUCUCCGCUAUGUAUCAAAAGAAAUGAUUGGCCUUGUGAAUGUAAGGCUAACACUGCUUUAUUCUACAGUUGUUUUCUUAGCCAGAGAGGCAUUCCGUAGGGCUUGUUUGAGUGGCAGCACAAAGCGAAAUUGGACCAAAACUAUUAAUCUUUUGUGGCUAACAGUUCCUUUGGGGGUUUGUUGGUCACUGUUUCUGGGCUGGAUCUGGCUACGGUUACUUGAAGUUCCUGAUCCUAAUGCAGUUCCCUACUAUAAGAUUGGAGUAGUUGCAUUUGGUCUUUCUGCAGUGGUUGAACUUCUAGGAGAACCAUUCUGGGUUUUGGCACAAGCACAUUUGUUUAUAAGGCUUAAGGUAAUUGCUGAAAGUCUUUCAAUAAUCUCCAAAUGCAUUUUGACAGUUAUUUUAGUAGUUCUGUAUCCACAAUGGGGACUUUACAUUUUUUCUUUGGCUCAGCUUUUAUACACCAGUAUUCUGGUGCUGUGCUAUGUAAUGUAUUUCAUGAAGUUUUUGGGUUCUCCUGAAUCAACAAAGAAAUCUUUUCCAGUUUCUAGAAUGACAGAUCUGUUACCCAACUUGACUGAAGAUCAGACUGUGGUAGACUGGAAAGAGGCUAGGUUGACUUGGAGCUUCUUUAAACAAUCUUUCUUGAAACAGAUGUUGACAGAGGGUGAAAGAUACGUGAUGACUUUUUUGAAUGUGCUAAAUUUUGGAGACCAGGGUGUGUAUGACAUAGUGAAUAACCUUGGUUCUCUGGUGGCUAGAUUUAUCUUUUUGCCAAUAGAGGAGAGUUUUUACAUUUUCUUUGCUAAGGUGCUGGAAAGAGGGAUGGAUGUAAAGCUACAGAAACAAGAUGAUAUUGCAAUGGCUGCAGCAGUGUUAGAGUCACUGUUAAAACUCGUGCUUCUGGUUGGCCUGAGCAUUACAGUUUUUGGCUAUGCCUAUUCUCAACUGGCUCUGGAUAUUUAUGGAGGUUCAAUGCUCAGUUCGGGAUCAGGUCCCGGUCUCCUGCGCUGCUAUUCUUUAUAUGUCCUCCUACUUGCUGUCAAUGGAGUAACAGAAUGUUUUGCAUUUGCUUCUAUGUGCAAAGAGGAGGUAGACAGGUUCAAUUUUGUUAUGCUGGCCUUGUCCUUCACAUUCUUGUGCGUCUCUUAUUUCUUGACUCAGUGGCAAGGCAGUGUAGGCUUUAUCCUUGCAAACUGCUUCAAUAUGAGUAUUCGAAUAGCACACAGCAUUCACUAUAUCUACAAUUACUUCAAAGAGAGCUCUUACAGACCUUUGAAAGGGCUGCUACUCUCGCCAUCACUAAUUUUUGUUUAUAUUAUAAGUGGAGUAGUCACUGUUUUUUCAGAGGUAUUCUUGUGCUGUGAUAAAGGCUGGCUGGCAAGGCUGAUUCACAUCACUGCGGGAGCUCUGUGCUUUGCAGCAACACUUAUCACUAUAUUCUUCACAGAGACCAAGCUGAUUAACUUUGUUAGAACUCAGUUCCUGUCACAAUAUACCAAGAAAGAAACUUAAAAUGAUCAUGUACAGAAUAAUUGUUAUGUAUUUUUAUGUUUGCUACAAAGGUAUAUUUUAUAUAUGAAAUAUGCACAGGAUAAGUUUUACACUGUGUAACUGAAAUGGAAAUAUUUGGCAACCAGAUACUAUUUCCAUUUUCAAAUAAUUUAAACUCAUAACAGCUUCCAACAUAAAUUAUACCAACCCUGAGCCAGGUAAUUCUCCUUGUCAUUCUUAUCAAAGCUUUUUCCUUCAUAACAGUAUUGCCCAACUUUGUUUUUUAGCAGAAUGAAAUAACUAGGACUUACACUGAUGCAAAUCUUCCUUGUGGGAUGCUCCCAUUGUUACAAAUGGGACUACUAAGUGUGAUGGUGUUAAAGAAUUAGACUUUACCCACUUUUACACAACUAUCAAAUAUUAAAAUGGAUGAAUGAUCCUUCAAAGUAAGUGAGGCCACACUUAAUUAUUAAGAAAAAAUUAUAUAUAUAUACUGUGUUCAAGGAGAACAACGCUGGACAGUAGAGCAUGAACUAAUAGUAACUUAAUAGUAUGCAGAAACAACAUUAUCCAGUACAAAGAAAUUGACUUACUAAUGUUGGGAAACAUGAAACAAUUUGGAACAGAAAACUUCAGACAUUUUAUGUUAUAAACAAAUAAAUGGAAUGCACAAACUUGUAUACAUAUGCAUGUGGAUUGUGCAAGAGUGCUUGUUUUUCUACAUACUGUUUACUUACCAGGGUAUUGACUAGUAUGCCAAAAAUAUACUUCAGUGUUCACUAAAGUACACAAUAUUGUAUUUUGGAAGGAAGUUCUGCAAAACGUAAGCCCUCUCUGUUCUUUCUCCUGGGUGCAAGUCACAGCUGAAAUUUCCCAAAGUCCAGAAGGUCAAUAGAGUUAAACUUAAAUUCUAUAACUUUUAUUUUAUCUCUAUUUUUAGUUAAUUUAUAAAUACUAGUGCAAACAAAAAUUUAAAUAAAAAUAUUCCCUCAUAA